AUGUCCAAGCCUGUCUCAAGGCAUCAUCUGGUGAAAAGGAGACAGUGGCCUUCUGGAUGUCAACAGAAGCAAACAGCAGUGGUCCGUAUGGGUAUGCAACAAAGCGAGCCUUUAUGCAAACGAACAUUGGGAAAGAAACCGUGGCGUGCAUGUACCGGGGUACCUGGCGAGCACAGUAGGUCCAGUCAUUUUCUUGCCGCGACCCACAGGAAAUUGCUGCACAAGGAACACACAAAGUGGGCCCGAGAUGUUGUUCACUCGGUUUUCACUCCUCAUCAUGUCUGGCCCCUGUCUGACCAUUCCAUGUUCCCAUACUGUUUUUUCCAGCCUGUAUGAGGCGGAAAGCCCUCAAGUGACGCCAACUGCCCUCCAGACAAGGGGGUUUCUUUCUACCUGGGCCGAUCCCGGGACCCCAAACCAUCGCAUCUCAAGCUUCUAAAGGAAGGAGAGAAGGAAGGCGAGAAAACUCCAAACGCAUCCUGCGAGUGCAUCGUUCCUCUCAAAGAAUAGCCCUUGCCGGCUCCUCAGCAUUAGUACCUACUCACCAGCACACCGUCGUUUACCGGAAACACCUUCCUGUUUCCCUGACAUUCUGGUCUUUCAAGGCGGGUGUGUGCUAGGCCAGGCCAGGCCAGGCCGUGACUGCAAACCUGUCUUGUGAAUAGAAAAAAGGGCCCACGUAUCCGAGAGCAAAAAUGGCAGUCACUCUGUUCCAAGCCCUUUCGGCCACUGGCCUCAAAGCCUUUGCCUUUUUGCAGGCUCUCCUAUGGUUCCCCGCCGGUGUCUUUCGACAGGCACUCGCACUUCUUUCAGCAGCGACAUCCUCCCCCCACCGGCCGGGCUCGCCAACUCUUCCCCGUACCUCUGCUCCUGCUGCCGGCUCUCUUGGAAAUUGCAACAACACUGCCGACAACGACCAAGCCGACCUUCAUGCCAACCAAGAUAGCGACGCCGACAACACCGACUUGACAAUGGCUGGGGACACCUCCUCUGCCUCCUCGCGGCAGCAGCAGAUGUUGUCGAAGAAUGCACCUCUCCCCAAGGUCGUCCCGGCCAUGCCAAGGUUCGGCCCGGCCUCGUUGAAGGAGAAUGCCCCUGCGGCUUCUGCUGCCAACCCUGCCGUUACGACCAACAAUUCGACCGACGAGGUUGCCAACGGCGUUUCCCGCCUGAGCCUCCAGGAGAGUGCUGCUGCAAGCAAUCGUGUUCUUUCGGCUUCGGAUGGAAAUGCUGGUGCUGGCUCGACUGCCGCUCCCGCCGAGAAUGGCGGCACUGCGGCUUUGAGCAAGGGAAAUUUUGUUCAGUCCAACGGCGCUCUACCUGACAUCUUCGGCGGCGACGAGGCGCUGGCCACUCAGGAGGUGACCCGCGCUCCUGCUGUCCCGUUGACUCACAGCAUCUCGCAGACUAGUAAGCUGAAGGAGAUGCCGCCGCCUACGAUUCAACUCGGUGACGAGACGCUGCGCAUUCUGGAGAAGGAAGAGACACCUGAGCAGGCUGCUGAGAGGGCUGUUCACAGUGGGUUCAUGAGGGAGGCGUUGGAUAUGGCCCGACUUGCCCUCCGAACAAACGAAACACCGGUUGGCUGCGUGCUCGUGCACAACGGACGUGUCAUCGCCCGGGGCAUGAACGCAACCAAUGUCAGCCGUAACGGCACCCGUCACGCCGAGCUCAUGGCCAUUUGUGCCCUGUUGUCCUUCGCAUCCGAGGCCGACACCGAACCUGCCCGUCCUGUCAAGGCCAUCGUCCCUCUCGGCGACAAGACCAACUCCCAGCAGCCGGAAGUCGGCGAGGAAGAUGCUCUCUGGGGUGACGUUGACCCCCGUGAUGGGCAUCUCUUUCCUUACGGCCAGAAACUUCACCCGGCUCCGCGUGUUGAUCCCUCGGUCAUCCAGGAAUCCAUUCUCUACGUCACGGUUGAACCCUGCGUCAUGUGCGCGAGCCUGCUGAGGCAGCUCAAGAUCAAGAAGGUUUAUUUUGGAGCGGUCAACGACAAGUUCGGUGGGACGGGGGGUGUUUUCCGGAUCCACAAGAACUCGCCUCACUCGAUGGCGAGCGCGCCGCCUUCGCCCGCGCCGAGGAAUGGGAAGGGACUUGCGAGACCGGUGCUGGAGCGGAGGCCGGUGUCGAGUGCCGAUGUCACGACCGACGCGGCGAAGGCUGGAGGAGCGCCUGUGAUGGCAGGACAAGAAAGUCGGGAGGUUUUGAGUCCUGACGAAGAGGUGAAGGGGGGUCCGGACAAUAGUGUGCUCGACCCGAUUGACACGUCGCAUUUGCCGGGGGACGGGGGCAAUGUCGAGCGUGGGUAUGAGGCCGAGGGGGGGUGGGGGAGGGAUGAGGCUGUCACGCUGCUGAGGCAGUUUUAUGUGCAGGAGAAUAAUCGAGCUCCUGUCCCGAGAAAGAAGGAAGGCAGGGCUGCGAGGUUGGCGGCUAUGAUGGAGAGGGAUGGUCAUGCUGGGGGACCUAUGAUCGACCCCAACUCUACGGCUCCUCCGCCAGGUGACUGCAAUGGUGGGGCUGAGACGCCCGAAGCUGUUGGGACGCCGAUCAUGGAGACUUGUCCUCUGGCUGAGGAUGAGAAUAAGGAGAAUGAGGUUAUCACGGCUUGAGGGGUUGUGAUGAUAGCAUGAAUUGACGGGAGUGUGGGUGCAGUGUAAGAAUAUGCGAGGGAGGACGGAUUGCAUCACUUUGGAGUUUAAAAAUGAAAAUCAUCAUGAGGGCAUUUGGUAUUUGGGGACGG
Podospora pseudocomata is the source of this 2740-nucleotide messenger RNA. It is a transcript of the gene TAD2, whose product is annotated as tRNA(adenine34) deaminase. NCBI's taxonomy places the organism in Eukaryota, Fungi, Ascomycota, Sordariomycetes, Sordariales, Podosporaceae. Gene Ontology annotation, biological process: tRNA wobble adenosine to inosine editing. The transcript is spliced from 3 exons. Gene Ontology annotation, molecular function: tRNA-specific adenosine-34 deaminase activity. Gene Ontology annotation, cellular component: nucleus; cytoplasm. Bases 696 to 2609 code for a protein of 637 amino acids. The record is from RefSeq and is a predicted model, not a curated record.